AUGGCGGAUCCAAGGGUGCAGGCCGCGUUUCAGGAGCACAUGCAGCGCCUGCUGAACCCCGUCGUGCUUCAGAUUCAGUUCUUGGUGGGGAAGCUGUUGGUGGUGCUGGCAGACAAGGAGUAUGUCUGCCCCCACUGCUCCACAAGUCAGCGACUGGAUAUAGACCUCGAGCGCGAAAAGGAUGUGCGCUUCCGGGCCACGCGCAUUGUGUACAGUUCGCGGCUCGAGUUUUCGAGGUUGCAGGCUGUCCCGGGUGCCCAGGAAAGGCAGGAGAAGGAGGAGGAUGUCGAGCUUGAGGAUGUCGGUCACCACGCCGAGGAUGGGGAGGUCUUCGAGACCUACCAGCCGGCCAAGCUCCCCUACGGCUUCCCCCACCCCGACCCAGUGGUGGAGACGUCCUCUCUGUCCGCAGUGCCACCGCCUGACGUCAAAUACAGCCUCGGCGCCCAUCCAGAGCUGGUGGACGCGGGGGUGCUCUCGGCGCUGCAGCUGGAGAGCGUGGUGUAUGCCUGCCAGCGCCACGAGCAGCUGUUGCCCGACGGCUCCCGCUGCGGUUUCUUCAUCGGGGACGGCGCGGGGGUGGGCAAGGGCCGGACCAUCGCCGGGCUGAUCCUGGAGAACUGGCGGCGCGGCCGGCGGCGCCACCUCUGGCUGACCAUUGGGCCGGACCUUCGGGUGGACGCGCGGCGGGACCUCGACGACGUUGGAGCCACCGAGAUUCCUCUGCACUCGCUGAACAAGCUGCCCUACGGCAAGCUGGACUCCAAGCGCAUCGGCAUCAAGGAGGGUGUUGUGUUCCUGACCUAUGCCUCUCUCGUCUCCCAGUCUGACAAGCUUCAAUCGCGGUACAAGCAGCUGGUGGAGUGGUGCGGGAAGGACUUCGACGGCCUCAUCCUGUUUGACGAGAGUCACAAGGCCAAGAACCUGGUGCCAGAAGCAGGGACGCGCGCCACCAAGGUGGGCCUUCAAGUGAGCAACCUGCAGGCUGCUCUGCCGCUGGCGAGAGUGGUGUACUGCUCGGCCACUGGAGCCUCCGAACCACGCAACAUGGGGUACAUGGUCCGGCUGGGACUGUGGGGUCUGGGCGGCUCUGCCUUCCCCACCUUUGCCAAGUUUCUGGAGGCCGUGCAGGGCAAGGGGACCCAGGCGGCCAACAUGGCCACCCUGGAGCUCGUCGCCAUGGACAUGAAGGCGCAGGGCAUGUACGUCUCGCGCACGCUCUCCUACGCCGGCUCCGAGUUCCUCACCGUGACGGUGCCCUUGGAGGAGCCCGUGGCCUCGCAGUACGCUGAUGCUGCUCGCAUGUGGCUGGAGCUGUACCGGGAGUUCAUGUAUGCGGAGGAGCAGCUGGAAGCGCUCGGGCCCACGGGACUGGCCAAGGUGGACACGAAGAAGGGGUCGGGCCUGCAGGACGCACGCACACUGCGCCUGCGUGCCUUCUGGGGCUCCCACCAGCGCUUCUUUCGCUACAUGUGCAUGGCUGCCAAGGUCCCUGCCGUCGUGCGCAUGUCCAAGGCGGCGGUGGAGGAGGGCAAGUGCAUCGUCAUCGGGCUGCAGUCCACGGGGGAGGCCCGCACCAAUGACGUGGUGGCGGAGAAGGGAGACGAGCUCGAUGACUUUGUGUCAGGCCCCAAGGAGCUGCUCUCGCGGCUCGUUACAGAGUACUACCCCAUGCCAGCCAGCCCCGCGCUGUGGGACCAGGAGGACGAAUCGGACCUGGGAUCCGACGAGGAGUACCACGGCCGGAGCGCCAGCGAGGGCCUCCAGCGCUCCGCGACGGAGGGCAGGGAGAUGGUGGGGCGGACCGCCAAGGCCAAGCCGGUGAGGUACAAGGAGUUUGGCGAGGACGAGGGCGUGCACUCUGAAACAUCCAUCUCUGAGGAGGACAGCGACUCGGAGGAGGAUGGCUCGGACUCGAGCGAUGUGCUGUCGUCUUCCCUGUCCUCCCUGAUGGAGGGCGAGCCGUCGCAGCCGCCCAGCAAGCGUCCGCGCAGGUCAUCCGUCUCGGAGGCCUCCGUCUCGGGCAAGGACUCUGGUGACGGUAAAACUGAGAACACCUCCGGAGAGGAGGAGGAGGAGAGUGAGGAGAGUGAGGCCGAGAUCGGUCUCGAGUCCGACUCUGAGAGCUCCAAGCAGGGCGUCAGUGAGGAAGACAGCAAAGAAACCCCUGAGGCAGCAGCCAAGGUGCUGGGCGGGGUGUGGGUGUUUGCCCUGGCUGGCAAUUGGGGACCUAAAAGGCAGGAACAGGCGGCGCUGGCCAUCCUGCGCCGGGAAAAGUUUGCCGCCGCCCACGCUACGGCACUGGAACGGCGCGAGUCCAUCCUGGCGGCUGUGGGGAACCUGGGCCUCCCCAACAACCCCCUGGACGUGCUGAUCGACGAGCUGGGGGGGCCGGAGAAGGUGGCGGAGAUGACGGGGAGAAAGGGUCGCCUUGUGCGCUCUAAGUCGUCUCGCACGGUCACGUACGAGGCGCGUAACGCCUCGGGCGUCGAGAAGGGCGCCACGCUAGAGAUGAUCAACAUCCAUGAGCGCCAGUCCUUCAUGGCCGGGGAGAAGCUGGUGGCCAUCAUCAGCGAGGCCGCCUCCGCCGGCAUCUCCCUGCACGCCGACCGGCGUGCAGGGAAUCAGCGCCGGCGCGUGCACCUCACCCUGGAGCUGCCCUGGUCGGCGGACAAGGCCAUCCAGCAGUUUGGGCGCAGCCACCGCGCCAACCAGGCCUCGGGGCCGGAGUACAAGCUGGUGGUCACGCCCCUGGGCGGGGAGGCGCGCUUUGCCGCCGCCGUGUCGCGCCGCCUGGAGACCCUGGGUGCCCUGACCCAGGGCGACCGCAAGGCCGGCCCCGGGAACCUGGGGUUCAACUACGAGUCGCGCGCCGGGCAGCAGGCACUGAGGACCAUGUACAGCGUCAUCCUGCAGCAGUCACACAAGCCCGACCUGCUCCCCGAGACCUGCCGGGAAGGCCCCGACGGCGAGCCCCCCGCGGUACCUGCGGAGCACUACCUCGGCAGGCUGCGGGCGUACCUGCUGGCGGUGGGCAUCCUGCGACUGGGUCCCUUCCGUUCAUCCGGGCCCGGUAAAUCUCCGGCCCAGGAGGAGCACCCGCUGUCCUCUGCCAUCCAGAACUUCCUGGCAUCUGACAUUGGCGUGCCCCGCAGGCUGGGCCAGAUCGAGGAGAGGGACCGCUCUGACGUGCCCCGCUUCCUCAACCGCCUGCUGGGUCUGGCCCCGGUCCAGCAGCGCCAACUGUUUGACAUGUUCCAGGCGGCACUGGAGCUGCACGUGCGGGAGCAAGGCCGGGCGGGGACGCUGGACGUGGGCACGCAGACGCUAAGCGCCACGCGCGUGCGGCUAGAGCCCGACCCGGUCCAGCUGUUCAGGGAUGAGGCCAGUGGGGCGACGGCCUUGCUGCACACUGUGCAUUUAGAUCGUGGCAUGAGCUGGGAGGCCGCCGAGCGCAUGCUGGCCGCACACAAGGGCGGCGAGGAUGGCACCUCGCCCGGAGCGCCAGACCCGCGCUCGCCGGCCAGGGUGGAUGCAGGGGCUCCCGCCGUGCCAUCGGGGCCGCAGAGGGCCGUGUCACCAAGGGAGCAAGCCGGCGCGAGACCCAGGCAGCCAGUGGCCGGCGCCAGCCCCGGCUGCAGGGCUGCACGGGCGGGCACUGGCGCGAGCCGCCGUGGCGAGGAUGCGAGCGAAAGCCCCACAAACGCGGCGAGCAAUGGGGCAAGCGCAUCGGCAGCAGUGCACGCCAUGGGCGAGAGCGGCUACUACCAGUCCGGCCACCCGGGGUCAAAAGGGGGCGUGCACGUCAUGCUCGCGCUGCGCAUGCACGGCGCCUUCCCCGCCGCCUUCAAGAUCGUCAGGCCCACAAUCGGCAGGCUGGCCCAGCCCUUGGCACUCUCGGACCUGCGAUUCAAGCAUGAGCCACUCUCUGCGAAGGCCGCCAGGACCCUGUGGCUCAAGGCGUUUGUGGCAGCUAGCCAGGCUUCAGAGAAUCGAGAGGCGCUGCGCUUCCGCAGGGCCCACGUGGUGACGGGGUCGGUGCUGCGCUGCUGGCGACCCAUGCAGGACGCCCUCGGCAAAGACCAGGACUCCGUGCGCCGACUGAGGCUGGUGCGGGUGUCCACCACCGACGACCCCCCAGAGCGCAUCGUGGGGAUGCUGGUUCCCGAGCAGCAGCUGGAAAAGUUGAUGACGACCAUGGCGCCCGGCGUCAAGCUCAGCGAUGCAGCGGCACACCCCUGGGCGGAAGAGGCGGCGGGGGAGGACGUCUCCCCUGACGACGAGGAUGAGGAGAUGGCAAGGGCGUGA
Messenger RNA from Auxenochlorella protothecoides, 4308 nucleotides. Its product is annotated as Strawberry notch-like protein 1. The coding region runs from base 1 to 4308 and encodes 1435 amino acids. The record is from RefSeq and is a predicted model, not a curated record. Lineage: Eukaryota; Viridiplantae; Chlorophyta; Trebouxiophyceae; Chlorellales; Chlorellaceae. Gene Ontology annotation, biological process: regulation of DNA-templated transcription. The transcript is spliced from 22 exons.